AGACUAUUAAAGUGACGUACCGGUCCUUGUUUAACGUGCCUGGGAAGGUUAUGCUGUAUCCUACUCUUUUAUAAAUCUAAUUGUAUUAAAAUAGGUGUUAAAGCUUUAUUUUUUGGAAUGUAAAUGCUUUGUCAUAAGUGACAUCAAUCAUUUUAUUAAAAGGUAAUAACCAUGUCGCACUACGCCACGCGAAUGGCGCGCCUGAGUGCGCGUAUCUUCGGCGAGGUUGUGCGCCCCACGGAUGCCCGCUCCAUGAAGGUAGUGGAUCUUUUUAAAGAACCGCCUCUGGCGCAGCGGAAGGGGGUGUAUAACUGGUACCCAGAGCACAACACCUACUACGGCCUGACCAAGACAUUACGCUUAUUGGGCUUGUUCAGAGAUGAACACGAGGACUUCAAGGACGAGAUGCGACGGCUAAAGAAACUGCGAGGGAAGGGGACACCAAUGAAGGGUGAAGGGAAAAGAGCCACAAAGAAGAAGUAGCUUAACUUUAUUACCAAACGGGAUCAUAACAGGUCAACCUGAAGCUUCAGGAAGAAUGACUGCAGAACAGGAUAUGGGAUUGUAACGGACUCUGGAGGGGAAAACCAAAUUUGAUGUAAAUAAACACAGAGGAACUUUC
This is a messenger RNA of Paramormyrops kingsleyae, 622 nucleotides long. It is a transcript of the gene mrps33, whose product is annotated as mitochondrial ribosomal protein S33. Lineage: Eukaryota; Metazoa; Chordata; Actinopteri; Osteoglossiformes; Mormyridae. Gene Ontology annotation, cellular component: mitochondrion. The record is from RefSeq and is a predicted model, not a curated record.